UUUUUGGUCUGACAUUUUGGCAUUUUCAAACCACUACAAAACCCAAACCCAAACCCUACUUGAGCACCUAUCAGAUCGGAGAAAGUUGGAGAGAAAUGUCGGCCAUUAUCCUCCUCCUCCUCAUCAACAUCGCCGCCACUUCCGCUGCCCCGGCCCCGGCUCCGGUGGCACCUCCCGCCACCAAGUACAUUAACCACACCGUGGGUGGGCCCAUCGGGUGGUUCUUCAACUCCACCUCCAACACUUCCUUCACUAAUUACUCCUCCUGGGCUGCUUCUCAGACCUUCAACCUCGGGGACUAUCUAGUUUUCAACACUGAGAACCAGACGGUGAUUGAUACCCAAAACGCGACGACAUACCGUAGCUGCACAGCGGACGACACGUCGGACGAGACCACUUUCGUCUGGGGGGAUGAUACUGCGGGGAAGAAGACCAUUGUGGUGCCAUUGGUUACCGAGGGUGCCAACUACUACUUCUCCGGCAGCGGCGACGGCGAGCAGUGCCAGCAAGGCAUGGCCUUCGCGAUCGAAGUCAAUCACGGCCUCGGCUUGCCGCCGAUUCUCAAUCAGCCUCCACCUCCGCCGUACACGGAGCGGCCGGCUCAGUCGCCGCCGGGAACUGUCGACGGAACUCAGCCGUCGGGGAAUAGUGGGUUCAGAAGCGGCGCUAGUUUGAGCGGAGGGUUGUUAGUUGCGUUUAUGCUAGUUCUCAAUGUGUGAGGGGUUUGGGGUGUGAUUGGUAUUUCGGUUAUUGUUGGAUGCUAGAUUUGUAAUUUAGCCAGACUUGUUUAUUUACGUUUUACACAGACCGGUUUUACCUCAAA
This is a messenger RNA of Rosa rugosa (rugosa rose), 823 nucleotides long. RefSeq names its product early nodulin-like protein 18. Gene Ontology annotation, molecular function: electron transfer activity. The coding region runs from base 96 to 719 and encodes 207 amino acids. The transcript has 2 exons. Lineage: Eukaryota; Viridiplantae; Streptophyta; Magnoliopsida; Rosales; Rosaceae. The record is from RefSeq and is a predicted model, not a curated record. Gene Ontology annotation, cellular component: plasma membrane.